UGGGUGUAGUCCAGACUGGGUACCGGAGAGCGUGACGUCAAGGGAGGAGACGGAUGAGUCUGUUAGCCUCAAACCCUCAAGUCCAACCAUUCCAAUGGAUCCAGAAAUAUCUACCAAAUUUCCAUUCAGAUGCAAAAUGUCAAAACGGAAGACCAUUAUAACUGUGAUCUUGGUCAUUACAGUUAUAGCAAUUCUUGUGGUUUCCAUUUACUUUGUGAAGGUAGCCAUCGAUACGUAUUAUUACUUCUGCUCCAAAACUUUUAAGUUCAUCCCUCGUGAUUCCCAAUGCAAUGGAAUCUUUGAUUGUUCUGAAGGUGAAGAUGAGCUGGAGUGUGUGAUGAACAUUACAUUCAGAGACCCUUUCCCGAUGCGAAUCUAUGGAUCCAAAUCCAUCCUUCAAGUGAAGGAUUCAGGAACCCAGCAAUGGAACAGCAUCUGUUAUGACAACUGGCGACCCAGCCUUGCAGAAGUAGCGUGCAAGCAGCUGGGCUACUCAAAUAGCCCUGUGGGUAGUCCUGUGGACAAGAGACUCUGGCCCUCGCACAAGAUAAUCGACUUCAGCAAAGUCACCAACCCUGUCUCCAUUCAGAAUGUGUUGAUGGAAGGGUCUUGCGCUUCCGGGAACAUUGUGUCUUUGGUCUGCGCACGAUGUGAGCGGAGUGGCACUGACCGGAUUGUUGGGGGUACAGAUGCCAGCAUUGACGAAUGGCCCUGGCAGGUUAGCCUUCAGUAUAAGAAUCGGCACCUGUGUGGUGGCAGCAUCAUAAACCCCCAGUGGAUCCUAACUGCUGCUCACUGUUUCCCAGAGGAGUAUAAUCAGAUUGCAAACUGGAGAGUGUUUGCUGGCAGUGACGUUCUGUACUCUGGGGGAAGCACCUUCUCCAUUAUGAAAGUUGUCAUCAAUGCCAAGUACAACCCAGUGACCAGUGACUACGACAUAGCCCUCAUUAAAGUGAGAUCACCUUUACCGUACACAGAUUACAUUCGUCCUGUUUGUUUACCUAACUACGCUUCUCCAGUUCCAAAGAAAAUUUUGGCAUGGGUCACUGGUUGGGGCUACACUAAAGAAUUUGGUCAAGUGUCAACAGUGCUUCAGCAGGCGAAUGUAUCGGUGAUUGGACGGGAGAUUUGCAACAGUCUGCAGUUCUACGGUGGGCAGAUCACUGAGCAAAUGCUGUGUGCAGGCUACCAGGCUGGCCAAGUGGAUGCAUGCCAGGGGGACAGUGGGGGUCCGUUAGUUCUUCGUGUGAAGAAUUGGCGGCUAAUCGGGAUUGUGAGUUGGGGCAGUGGUUGUGCCCGGCCAAAUCGUCCCGGAGUUUACAGCAACGUGGGGGCAAUGCUGGAUUGGAUCUACCAUGUCCUAAAUAUGCAGGAGUGAGAACAAGAGCUGUGGGGACAGAAGUCCGCUUUGUACCUCGACCUGGUUUCCUGAAUUUGUGGGAGACUAUUACUCUAUGCACUUUAUUGAAGAUUUUUAAGGGAUGCAAUGAUUUGACUUUGAAUUACUCCUUUGUCUUGCCUUAGCUCAGUCCAAAACGCAAGAACGCAAAACUCUCAGACACCAACUGCCUCAUGAUCGUCUACAAGGGAGUUCAGACGUGAGGUUCGGGCAAAUGACAGAAAUUUGUAGUAACUUUUUAUUUUUUUUUAAAUUAUGUGAACUGUGUUAAUUUUGAGAUUGUAAACCGUCCCAUUGUGCACUCUUCUGUGUUGUCAAUAUCGAAAAGUCUGAAAAUACAAUGGAAGGAAUGGGAUUUGUUAACUUAUCUUCCAGGGAGCAAUUAAUGUUGUUUUUGAUUUAUUCUAAAUACCUCCUGGUGGGUCAAACCUCCACAUUUCUAAAUGCCUUGCCACCAAAAAAUAACCUUUUAAUCUUUUGAUUGAAAAUGACUGAUUGGACAACUAGAAGUUUUACAAAUUCUUUCUGAUUCACAAAUUGAGGUUUGAAUUAGUCAAUAUGAUGGCCAGAUUUUUGCACAGCAGGUUCCAGGUUGUCCUAUUGAUAUUCUGCAAAGGAAAGUUUGAGCAGGAUGUAUUUGGUGAAGACCAGUGCCUUGUUUUUAUAGCCUUAUUAUCUUACAUCGUAACUUUUUAAUGUUUAUGAAACACACAUUUUAAUACUUGUUAGAAAAGCUUUGAAAGCAUUGAUGAUGAGGGAUUGGGGGUGUGCAGGUGUAUGGAAAAAACUACUUGCUACUUGAGUCUAUCUUUCUAGGAGAUCGUCACCCCUAUCCCCUUGAAUUUGAGAGCGGACCCAAAAUAAUGAAAAGGGCUAUUUUGUGUGUUUUGAUGCAGACAAGGAAUACUAGUGUUUGGAAAUGGCAACCUAUCCACUUGUUGAUAUUGAUAAGAGCCACCCCAGAUUGGAGACUUAAUGCGUAAUUUUUAUUCUCUGUCCCCUUCCAUCAAAUAGUCUUCCAGGUGCAGAUGUGCUGAAUGCAAAAUGGAACACCCUUCACGCUGCCCAGCAUAAAGACUAAUUCUAAAGCAACAAGCCAUGGCCAUUGAUUAAUUUUUGGGUGAGAUUGAAGUGGAGUGGGAGUGCCAAGGGAGGAGUAGAUUUGUAUGGAGACUGGCAAAAGCCACAGUGAGGGGAUGGAUUUCAAUAAGACUUCUAGAAGUGACUGCCAGAGAGAAAAUAGUCCUGUGUGGUCAUAUUGAUAAAGGCCGUGAGCAUAAUCCUGGUGAAACCAGAGGGUCCAUCUGAAUCUUAACGGUUUUAAUCCAGUGAACAUUGACCUGUGUAUGGUAUGUCAUUUCAUGGAUAUUUCCAUAAUGCUUCACUCAGUAAAAUGCAGAGCCUAUUUUAAAAAGGAGCUUUUGAUUUAAAGAUAUUUACUUGAAUCAGGGUCAACUCUUCUUCACGAUUGAGGCAAAGCUGAGGAGUGUUUUUAUGAACUUGUACACUAACUCGAGGAGGAGAGAAACUGGUUGAAAAUGGGGGGGCCUUAGUGACUCCGUGUGGGAAGUGCACUGCUUGGUCUGAUACCUGUCUGCGUUAGCCAGAUCCCUGAUUUCAUCCAUGGAUUCUACGGCAUUGAGUGGCACAGCCACGUCUCAAUGAGAAGGAAGCGGUUAUAUUUAGUUUGAAAGUCUUUGGUCGGACGUGGCUAUAACAAAUCAUCCAGCAGCCCUACCUCUCACUUUCCAGUGUCUCCUGCUUUGGAAUGCAUGCAUUGGUAAGUCCAAGGCUGGGCUAUGAUCCAUUUCCCCCCUCAGCCCUUUGUGUCUCCUCAUCAAUAUCCUGAAGAUUGUCACUGUCUAAAACCUGUACAUGAUGCAGAGGGAAUUAUAUGGGGGCUGAGGGAGUUGCCAUAGGGUGCACAUAAAUCCAUUCUCCAAUGAGAGAGCUGGUUCCUUUUCAUUGACUGGGGAGGGGGUGUUAAAGACUCAGUGUAUUUUUCUGUAUACAACAAAUGUUCAUUCAACCUGUUGAUCAGAGGUGACAUUUCCCGUUUGGAAGCCAACUGGGUUAGUUCCCAUCUGUAAUUUCUGUUUGGUCCAUCUUUGUGGUACUGAUCCUGGUGCUAACCUUUUCCAAAGACAAAGGUAAGUGCUGCUUUUUCUCAAUCUCUCAAUGCCACAUCCCCCUCGAGUGAUUAUAGCUUUGAUCUUGAAUGUUUGCACCAAAUUGCAUGUCAAUUCUUUUUUUUGGUUCAGUUUUUUUGAUAUCUUUGUACCUGAAUAUUCGGAUUUGUUUUUAAAUAAAUAAUUGACUAUUUUUCAA
Molecule: messenger RNA, 3727 nt
Organism: Rhincodon typus (whale shark)
Lineage: Eukaryota; Metazoa; Chordata; Chondrichthyes; Orectolobiformes; Rhincodontidae
Gene: tmprss4a
Product: transmembrane serine protease 4a
Exons: 13
Coding region: 95-1378 (427 amino acids)
Biological process (GO): proteolysis
Cellular component (GO): membrane
Molecular function (GO): serine-type endopeptidase activity; protein binding
Source: RefSeq, a predicted model, not a curated record